GCAUUUGACCCAGAGAACAAUAGAUAACUUGUGUGACGACAAGCGUCACCAUAGUUACUGCCCGGAUAGGGACAGUCCCGCAGAAAUGGCGCGAGGUUUGAGUGAGAAGAUUUGUCUGCCCUCAGGUGAUGAACAGGUGGUUUAAAGGUACGGCACGAUCGUACUUGCUUCAGAGACAACGGCGAACACUUUGCACGCAUUGCUACCUACGUGAGCAGCCGAAAAGACUCCAGUAGACAUGGAACAUCCGAUGAUUGUCGCUCUCGUGAUCGCUGUGAUGACGUCGCCCCUCAUGACGUCUGCUCGUCCGACUGAUCAUCCGAUUGACGUAGAUGGGUCGUCGUCUUCAGACCUGGACCAACAGUCACGUACAGAAGACAUCCCACUAUCUGUCACGCACCCAAAAAGUGUGACAGCUCUACAACAAGCCUCAGAAGAAGACGAGACCAGGAGAAACCCCACUGUCUCGACGACAGAAAAUCUUCGUGAGAAGUUUCUUCAAUUUAACAACUUUGAUCGUUUGGAGGGAGAAGCGAGCUCGGACGGCCUGUUGGCGAGGCUAGCUCACCACCAGCUCCGGUACCCCGUGUACGGCCGUGGGGACGCCGCCGUCCACUCCCGCCGGCCAAGAGAUGUGACAGACUCAGGUUCAGAUUCAGACUCGGACGCUCUACCUGAGCACUACCGAAGGCACCUCUCCCAGCCCCCGAUCCCUUUCGACGACGGUGCUAACAUCCAAGGCCGUUCUGUCUGCCCAUGGCGGUAUGAGGACGACUUUGAGGCCAACCGGUUCCCGCACACCCUCCGGGUAGCGGUGAAGACGCACACGGGGUCCCGCUGUAUCGACCCUGCCACGGGGGCUCCUCGGCGCGACCUGCGCUGCCUGCCGGUGGAGUACAAGCUCAACGUCCUCCGCAAGGACAGCGAGGAGGUCUGGCAGAUUUCGCCGGACCCGGAGUACGUCACGGUGGGGUACACAUGCGCCCGGUCCAGGACUGCAUGAGCACGACAAAGGCCUACGUCACAUUUCCAAACCGGGGCUCGACCGGGCAACUUUUGGGAACGAAAAAGUAUGAUAUAAAAGGCACCAAACAACACAAGACGUAAUAGUCGUGGGCAUUAUUUGUGUAAAUUUUUAUACUUUUCUAUGUUUCGUUUCUACAAACAGCCCGGCCGGGCCCCGGUUUGGAAAUGUGACAUUAGCCAAGGUGAGGCUGGAAGUGAAGAGAUGAUCUUCAAUGAACUUUCAGCUACUAUCAAUUAAUGCAUUCUGGCAAUGCUGUCAAAAUUUUAUUUAUGUCGUUCUUGUUAGUGCCUGGCGACAAAUCUUGCUUAAUCUGCAAUGAUUGACAAUACGUACACUGCAAUAGUUCAAAUGUAAAGACAACCAUUGCGCAGCAUAUAUUAUGUUGACGUAAUGUAACCCUUGUAAUGUUCUUGUUGAGCAGGAAAUGAUAAUGCGGUACAUACUAGGUAUG
This is a messenger RNA of Branchiostoma floridae (Florida lancelet), 1478 nucleotides long. RefSeq lists its product as uncharacterized. Gene Ontology annotation, molecular function: cytokine activity. Bases 239 to 1003 code for a protein of 254 amino acids. The record is from RefSeq and is a predicted model, not a curated record. NCBI's taxonomy places the organism in Eukaryota, Metazoa, Chordata, Leptocardii, Amphioxiformes, Branchiostomatidae. The transcript has 3 exons. Gene Ontology annotation, cellular component: extracellular region.